Molecule: messenger RNA, 928 nt
Organism: Nezara viridula (southern green stink bug)
Lineage: Eukaryota; Metazoa; Arthropoda; Insecta; Hemiptera; Pentatomidae
Source: the annotation of a GenBank genome assembly
ACAAUUUUAUUAUUUGUUUAUCACAGAGAAAAUAAAAUCAUUGAGCAUUUAAUAUGAAUGCACUGAGAAUUCAUGAUAAAAUAGUUUUUUACAUAAUGCAUUAUCAUGUUAGAACCUAUUGCUACAUCAGUGUCCAGUCAGACUGAGUCAGGGUCAACACAUAUAAGAUGAAGACUCUUAUAUACACAAUUUUUGGACUAUUUUCUUCAUUUGGUUCCUCUGAAUUUAUUUAUACUACAGAUCUUCCACCUGUAGAUGAUGUUGCAAGAAUGGCAAGAUAUAUUGUUCACACAGCUGAUUGGUGUGUUCUUUCACACAUAACUCAUCAGAGAAAUGCUACUGGUUAUCCUAUGGGGCGAGUGUUCUCGAUGAGUGAUGGUCCUGUAGGCAAGAGUUCAGGAACACCAUACAUUUAUACAUCAUUUUUUGAUGCUGUUCCAAGAGAUUUGAAAAUAGAUCCAAAGUGUGCGAUUACAGUGAGUCUGGUCCAAACUGACUAUUGCAAAAACCAUGAUUUAGAUCCCGAAAAUCCACUGUGUGCCCAGGUGAUGCUGGUUGGAGAAUAUGAAUUUAUUAAGAAUAACACUGAGGAAUGGGAUUUCGCGAAGGAGGCGCUAUUUACAAGACAUCCUGAAAUGAAGGACUGGCCUGUUGGUCACGGAUUCACAUUUGGAAAGGUGAAUAUAAAGAAUGUCCAGAUCGUAGAUUAUUUUGGAGGUAGUAAAUAUCCUACAGUUCCAGAAUACUACAACGUAACACUCACACCAAAUCGCAAGAGUUUUCCAAAAAUUACUUAUAAUGCCAUACCAAUGAACGAUAUAUUAAGACCAAAUUAGAUAUAUAAGAAGCUGUUGGUUUAACUUUAAGUCAUAUUUUGUUGUUGUUUGUAUAUAUAUAUAAUGUAAAAUAAAUGUUGACUAUUAUGUUU